AUGGCUGAAGAAGUGUCCGACUGGAAGCCCAUCUGCGUGGCUUCGACGCAGGGCAAUAACAGCCCCCGAAGUCUUGGGCCAAAUGCAGGGAGGCCUGGCCAUGGAUAUUCAGGUUACUCACCAUCAAACUAUUUCAAAGGCGCACAGUGGUCGCCCGAUGGCACGACUCUUAUGACUGAUUCAGCAGAUCACCAUAUCAGAACAUUCAUUUUGCCACCAGACCUCUUGGAUGAGAGAGCCUCACCACACGAAUUGUCUUCGUAUUCUACCUUUCCGUCAGCAGAGCCCACAUAUGCCACCGCCAUAUACCCCUACUACUCGCUUCAAGAUCCGUCUACUACAUUAUUUCUCUCCUCAGUCCGAGAUCACCCGAUUAAACUCACGUCUGCUCUUGCUCCAACCACUAUGGCAACUUAUUCCCUAAUUCAUCCGACCACUGAGGCCUUCAUUGCGCCGCACACCAUAAUAUACCCUUCUAUGCUUGGGGGCACGCAUUUUCUCACGGGGUCAGACAGUCUUAUUUGCUUGUUUGAUAUUUCCCGGCCAGGGAAUGACGGCCCUGUCUCUUGGAUGCCUACGAUUCCUAGUAAACGAAAACAGAUCGUGGGUGGAGGUAUCGGUAUGAAGGGUAUUGUGUCAGCGAUGGCAGUCAAUCCAGUCGGAGAUGGUAUACUUGCCGCAGGUACCUUUACGAGACAGGUCGGCCUUUAUGAUUCCAAUGGAUCCGGACAACUUCUAGGCACUUUCAGCGUCGCCAAGACAGAGGCUAAUCGCGAGAUCGGUGGUCGAGGAGUCACGCAACUUCUCUGGAGCCCGUGUGGAAGGUAUCUUUAUGUUUCUGAGCGAAAAAGCGACGGAGUGCUGGUUUAUGAUAUUCGUGUGACGGGGCAACUCCUUGGGUGGCUCCGAGGCCGCAAGGCAUUCACGAACCAACGGAUGAAUAUGGAUGUCGUGCCGUCAGGUGACGGCGAUUUCCAUGAGAUCUGGGCUGGGGCAACCGACGGGUUCAUGAGGGUCUGGCGGAAUCCCACCCAUACGGCUGGUGGCAAAGAUCCUGAUUGGGAAUGGAAGGUUCAUAACGACUCUGUGACUAGUACUGUGCUCCAUCCAAUGGGAACUGUGGCAGCUACAUGCUCGGGACAGAGACACUAUCCGGACGAUGCCAGUGAUGAUAAGAAUAGCUCUUCUUCUACUGUGGAGAUUGACAAUACCUUGAAAGUCUGGUCAAUGCCGUUUCUUGGAACUCAGUCAGAUGGCUAG
Molecule: messenger RNA, 1260 nt
Organism: Aspergillus ruber CBS 135680
Lineage: Eukaryota; Fungi; Ascomycota; Eurotiomycetes; Eurotiales; Aspergillaceae
Exons: 4
Coding region: 1-1260 (419 amino acids)
Molecular function (GO): protein binding
Source: RefSeq, a predicted model, not a curated record